Messenger RNA from Racocetra persica, 576 nucleotides. Lineage: Eukaryota; Fungi; Glomeromycota; Glomeromycetes; Diversisporales; Gigasporaceae. The record is from the annotation of a GenBank genome assembly.
AUGGCAAGCAUUGAAACUCCAAAUUCGAGCUUAUUAUCUGGUGCUGCACCCUUUGCGAUCUCAGAAACCUUGGAGCCAGAUGUUGAGGCUGCUCAAGGAACAAAGGCCAAGGGUAAUACUACACCAACGUCAUCCAGUGGCGCUAGCUUUCCACUUAUUAUUUCGAUCAUUAGCCCUUUUGAUUUUUGGACAGUUAAGAACGUAACCGGAAGAUUAUUGGUUGGAUUAAGAUGGUGGAAUGAUAUUCAACCCGAUGGAACUAACGUUUGGAUGUUUGAAAGCCGUGAUCCCUCACGACCCGUCAAUCAAACAGAUUCCCGCAUUUUUUGGACCUCGCUUUAUUUGUCAGUAGUUAUAUGGAUCUUACUUGCUUUCUUUGUUUUAAUUCAACCAAGUUGGCUUCUUAUUGUUGCCGUCGCGAUAACUUUAAAUUUGGCUAAUGUAAUUGGUUACACACAAUGUGAUAAAGAUGCUAAACGUAAAUGGGCAACGGGCUUUGCGGCAAGGGCAGCAACAUCAAAUCCAAGUCUUGCUGGAAGACUAUUUUCAGCAGGAUUGGGAAGAUUCUUUACUUGA